This is a messenger RNA of Sturnus vulgaris (Common starling), 1320 nucleotides long. The record is from RefSeq and is a predicted model, not a curated record. NCBI's taxonomy places the organism in Eukaryota, Metazoa, Chordata, Aves, Passeriformes, Sturnidae.
AUGGCGGAGGGAGAGCGGGCGGGGAACGGCGGCGGUGCCGGCCCCGGGCGGCCCCCGAGCCCCGCCGACCUCGAACGGGCCGAGGCGCUCAAGGCCCGCGCGAACGAGUUCUUCAAAGGCAAGGACUACGAGAACGCCGUCAAGUUCUACAGCAGCGCCAUCGAGCUGAACCCCGGCAACGCCAUCUACUAUGGCAACCGCAGCCUGGCCUACCUGCGCACCGAGUGCUACGGCUACGCCCUGGCCGACGCCACCCGCGCCGUGCAGCUCGACGCCAAGUACGUCAAGGGCUAUUACCGCCGGGCGGCCAGCAACAUGGCCCUGGGCAAGUUCAAGGCGGCCCUGCGUGACUACGAGAUGGUGGUGAAGGUCAGGCCCAAUGACAAGGACGCCAAGCUCAAGUACCAGGAGUGUCACCGCAUUGUCAAGCAGAAGGCCUUCGAGAGGGCCAUCGCCAGUGACGAGCACAAACGCUCCGUGGUCGACUCGCUGGACAUCGAGAGCAUGAGUGAGACCCCCCAGCCCACCCGGGGGGGCCUUGGGGAGGGGCCCCCGUGCUGUCCCCAAAUGUCCCCUCACGUCCCCACCCCGCAGAUCCUGGUGCAGGUGAAGGAGGUGCUGGCCAAGCUGCCCACCCUGGUGGAGACCACGUUGAAGGAGACGGAGAAGGUGACGGUGUGCGGCGACACCCACGGCCAGUUCUACGACCUGCUCAACAUCUUCGAGCUCAACGGGCUCCCCUCCGAGGCCAACCCUUACAUUUUCAACGGGGACUUCGUGGACCGCGGCUCCUUCUCGGUCGAGGUCAUCCUGACGCUCUUUGGCUUCAAGCUGCUCUACCCCGACCACUUCCACCUGCUCCGAGGGAACCACGAGACGGACAACAUGAACCAGAUCUACGGCUUCGAGGGCGAGGUGAAGGCCAAGUACACGGCGCAGAUGUUCGCCCUCUUCAGCGAGGUCUUCGAGUGGCUGCCCCUGGCCCAGUGCAUCAACGGCAAAGUGCUGAUCAUGCACGGGGGGCUCUUCAGCGAGGACGGGGUGACCCUCGAUGACAUCCGCAAGAUCGAGCGGAACCGGCAGCCCCCGGACUCAGGGCCGAUGUGUGACCUGCUCUGGUCUGACCCCCAGCCCCAGAACGGCCGGUCAGUCAGCAAACGAGGGGUCAGUUGCCAGUUUGGCCCCGAUGUCACCAAGCGCUUCCUGGAGCGGAACCGCCUCGAGCUCAUCAUCCGCAGCCACGAGGUCAAGCCCGAGGGCUACGAGGUGGCCCACGAUGGCCGCUGUGUCACCGUCUUCUCUGCCCCCAACUACUGGUGA